Populus euphratica (Euphrates poplar) is the source of this 1345-nucleotide messenger RNA. Its product is annotated as dof zinc finger protein DOF4.6-like. Gene Ontology annotation, biological process: regulation of DNA-templated transcription. The transcript has 2 exons. Gene Ontology annotation, molecular function: DNA binding; DNA-binding transcription factor activity. The record is from RefSeq and is a predicted model, not a curated record. Bases 279 to 1118 code for a protein of 279 amino acids. NCBI's taxonomy places the organism in Eukaryota, Viridiplantae, Streptophyta, Magnoliopsida, Malpighiales, Salicaceae.
UUCCAUACUUAGAAUAAGAAAAGAGAUAUUGUAACAGUAUAUGUUACUAGACUCCAUCAAUCACUGUUCACACACAAACACUCCCCUCGUUCUUGUACGUACGCACAUAAUCCAUAAAGCAACGAGGUACAAAGGAUUUUCUCACAAAACCAUCCUAAACAUUCCUCUUCCUUCUUCUAAAACCAGUUUCAAGAAAACGGUAUCCUUUUUCUUCAUUGUUUGAAGCUCUAGCUAGCUAGCUGGCUGUUUCUCAACAUCCUCGUCUUCAAAUUUCAUCCAUGGAUACUGCUCAGUGGCCACAGGAGAUAGUGGUGAAACCAAUAGAAGAGAUAGUUACAAAUACAUGUCCAAAGCCUCCUGCUUUGGAGAGGAAGGCAAGGCCUCAGAAAGAACAAGCCCUCAACUGUCCAAGGUGCAAUUCAACUAACACCAAUUUCUGUUACUAUAACAACUACAGCCUUACACAGCCUAGGUACUUUUGUAAGACUUGUAGAAGGUAUUGGACAGAAGGGGGUUCUCUGAGAAAUAUUCCGGUCGGUGGAGGUUCAAGAAAGAACAAGAGAUCAUCAGCUUCUUCUUCAUCUUCUUCAAAAAAACUUCCUGAUCUGAUUACACCAACAAGUUUGUCACAAACUUCUACACAAAACCCUAAGAUCCAUGAAGGCCAAGAUCUAAACCUAGCUUUCCCAUCCACUCAAAGUAUUAGAAGUUUCUCUGAAUUGAUUCAAUUACCGAGCAUUAAUGAAAACAACAACAAGAACCCAAUAUCUUCCUCUACUUCUGCAUCUACUACCACAUCCCAACUUUCAGCUCUGGAGCUGUUAACUGGAAUCUCCUCCAGGGGUUUGAAUUCUUUUCCUAUGCCAGUUCAAGAUCCAAGCACACUUUAUACAUCAAGUUUUCCUCUUCACGAUUUCAAACCAACCUUGAAUUUCUCUUUGGAUGGGCUUGGAAGUUGUUAUGGGAGUCUCCAAGGGGUUCAGGAAGCUAAUGGAAGACUUUUGUUUCCAUUUGAAGAUUUAAAGCAAGUUUCAAGCACGGCUGAUAUUGAGCAAAAUAAAGAGCAUGGUGAUUCUACAGGAUAUUGGACUGGAAUGUUUGGUGGAGGAUCAUGGUAAAUUAGAUGAAGAAAAUAAUUUGAGGGUUUUGUCUUUUUUCUUUUUGGAUUUUUUUUUACUUUAUUAUAGUAAGUUCUUAAGGUGGGUGACUUGGUUUGCAUUUCUUCAUUACUAACAGAUAGGAUACAUGGGCGUCUUACUCUCUCUAUCGGCUUCGUUGUUUUACUCUAAAUUUUCUUCUUUACUCUUCAAACUUGUGGGAAUUUGAAGCUCAUUUUAGGUUGGCU